GCCGGGCUGGCUGCGGAAGGGGAGGGGGGGGAGGAGGCGAUUGGAUGCAGCGGCGGCGGCGGAUCCCGGAGAGCAGCGGAGUGAGAGGAGUAGCGAGUCGGGCACCCGGAGGAGCAGCAGUUUCCUAGUCAGGGUGAUGCAGCUGCAAAAUACAUCUAAUAGGGGUAAAAAUAUUUCCAUCAUGGCUCACUCAAAGACAAGAACCAAUGAUGGAAAAAUUACUUAUCCUCCUGGUGUCAAGGAAAUCUCAGACAAAAUAUCUAAAGAGGAGAUGGUGAGACGGUUAAAGAUGGUUGUGAAAACUUUCAUGGAUAUGGACCAGGACUCUGAAGAAGAAAAGGAGCUUUAUUUAAACCUAGCUUUACAUCUUGCUUCAGAUUUUUUCCUCAAGCAUCCUGACAAAGAUGUUCGCUUACUGGUAGCCUGCUGCCUUGCUGAUAUUUUCAGGAUUUAUGCUCCUGAAGCUCCUUACACAUCCCCUGAUAAACUAAAGGAUAUAUUUAUGUUUAUAACAAGGCAGUUGAAGGGACUAGAAGAUACAAAGAGCCCACAAUUCAAUAGGUAUUUUUACUUACUUGAGAACAUUGCUUGGGUCAAAUCAUACAACAUAUGCUUUGAGUUGGAAGAUAGCAAUGAAAUUUUUACCCAAUUAUACAGAACAUUAUUUUCAGUUAUAAACAAUGGUCACAAUCAGAAAGUUCACAUGCACAUGGUAGACCUCAUGAGUUCUAUUAUUUGUGAAGGCGAUACAGUAUCUCAGGAGCUUUUGGAUACAGUUUUGGUAAAUCUGGUACCUGCCCAUAAGAAUUUAAACAAACAAGCAUAUGAUCUGGCAAAGGCUUUACUGAAGAGGACAGCUCAAGCUAUUGAACCAUAUAUUACCAAUUUUUUUAAUCAGGUUCUGAUGCUUGGGAAAACAUCUAUCAGCGAUUUGUCAGAGCAUGUCUUUGACUUAAUUUUGGAGCUCUAUAAUAUUGAUAGUCAUUUGCUGCUCUCAGUUUUACCCCAGCUUGAAUUUAAACUAAAGAGCAAUGAUAAUGAGGAACGCCUACAAGUUGUUAAACUACUGGCAAAAAUGUUUGGUGCGAAGGAUUCAGAAUUAGCGUCUCAAAACAAACCACUUUGGCAGUGUUACCUGGGCAGGUUUAAUGACAUCCAUGUACCAAUCCGCCUGGAAUGUGUGAAGUUUGCUAGUCAUUGUCUCAUGAACCAUCCUGAUUUAGCAAAGGACUUAACAGAGUAUCUUAAAGUGAGGUCACAUGACCCUGAAGAAGCUAUUAGACAUGAUGUUAUUGUGUCUAUAGUUACGGCUGCUAAAAAGGAUAUUCUUCUGGUCAACGAUCACUUACUUAAUUUUGUGAGAGAGAGAACUUUAGACAAACGGUGGAGAGUGCGCAAAGAAGCCAUGAUGGGACUUGCCCAAAUUUAUAAGAAGUAUGCUUUACAAUCAGCAGCUGGAAAAGAUGCUGCAAAACAGAUUUCAUGGAUCAAAGACAAAUUGCUACAUAUAUAUUAUCAAAAUAGUAUUGAUGAUCGAUUGCUUGUUGAACGCAUCUUUGCCCAGUACAUGGUUCCCCACAAUUUGGAAACUACAGAACGGAUGAAGUGCUUAUAUUACUUGUAUGCCACACUGGAUUUAAAUGCUGUGAAAGCACUGAAUGAAAUGUGGAAAUGUCAAAAUCUGCUCCGGCAUCAAGUGAAGGAUUUGCUUGACUUAAUUAAGCAACCCAAAACAGACGCCAGUGUCAAGGCCAUAUUUUCAAAAGUGAUGGUUAUUACAAGAAAUUUGCCAGAUCCUGGUAAGGCUCAGGAUUUCAUGAAGAAGUUCACACAGGUGUUGGAAGAUGAUGAGAAAAUAAGAAAACAGUUAGAAGUACUUGUUAGUCCAACAUGCUCCUGCAAGCAGGCUGAAGGCUGUGUGCGUGAAAUAACUAAGAAGUUGGGCAACCCCAAACAGCCUACAAAUCCUUUCCUGGAGAUGAUCAAGUUUCUCUUGGAGAGGAUAGCACCUGUGCACAUAGAUACUGAAUCUAUCAGUGCUCUUAUUAAGCAAGUGAAUAAAUCAAUAGAUGGAACAGCAGAUGAUGAAGAUGAGGGUGUUCCAACUGAUCAAGCCAUCAGGGCAGGUCUUGAACUGCUUAAGGUACUCUCAUUUACACAUCCCAUCUCGUUUCAUUCUGCUGAAACAUUUGAAUCUCUCCUGGCUUGUCUGAAAAUGGAUGAUGAAAAAGUAGCAGAAGCUGCACUCCAAAUUUUUAAAAACACAGGAAGCAAAAUUGAAGAGGAUUUCCCACAUAUCAGAUCAGCUUUGCUUCCUGUUUUACAUCACAAAUCUAAAAAAGGACCCCCCCGCCAAGCCAAAUAUGCCAUUCAUUGUAUCCAUGCGAUAUUUUCUAGUAAAGAGACCCAGUUUGCACAGAUAUUUGAGCCUCUGCAUAAGAGCCUAGAUCCAAGCAACCUGGAACAUCUCAUAACACCAUUGGUUACUAUUGGGCAUAUUGCUCUCCUUGCACCUGAUCAAUUCGCUGCUCCUUUGAAGUCCUUGGUAGCUACUUUCAUUGUGAAAGAUCUUCUCAUGAAUGAUCGGCUCCCAGGAAAAAAGACAACUAAGCUUUGGGUUCCAGAUGAAGAAGUUUCUCCUGAGACAAUGGUCAAAAUUCAGGCUAUUAAAAUGAUGGUUCGAUGGCUCCUGGGAAUGAAAAAUAAUCACAGUAAAUCAGGAACAUCUACCUUAAGAUUGUUAACUACAAUAUUGCAUAGUGAUGGAGACUUGACAGAACAGGGAAAAAUUAGUAAACCAGAUAUGUCACGUCUGAGACUUGCUGCUGGGAGUGCUAUUGUGAAGCUGGCACAAGAACCUUGUUAUCAUGAAAUCAUCACAUUAGAACAGUAUCAGCUCUGCGCAUUAGCUAUCAAUGAUGAAUGCUAUCAAGUAAGACAAGUGUUUGCUCAGAAACUUCACAAAGGCCUUUCCCGAUUACGGCUUCCACUUGAGUAUAUGGCAAUCUGUGCACUUUGUGCAAAAGAUCCUGUAAAAGAGAGAAGAGCUCAUGCUAGGCAGUGUCUGGUAAAAAAUAUAAAUGUGAGACGCGAGUAUCUGAAGCAGCAUGCAGCUGUUAGUGAAAAAUUAUUGUCUCUUCUACCAGAAUAUGUUGUUCCAUAUACAAUUCACCUUUUGGCACAUGACCCAGAUUAUGUCAAAGUACAGGAUAUUGAACAACUUAAAGAUGUUAAAGAAUGUCUUUGGUUCGUUCUAGAGAUAUUAAUGGCUAAAAAUGAAAAUAACAGUCAUGCAUUUAUCAGAAAGAUGGUAGAAAAUAUUAAACAAACAAAAGAUGCCCAAGGACCAGAUGAUGCAAAAAUGAAUGAAAAACUGUACACUGUGUGUGAUGUUGCCAUGAAUAUCAUCAUGUCAAAGAGCACCACAUACAGUUUGGAAUCUCCUAAAGACCCAGUACUACCAGCUCGUUUUUUCACCCAACCUGACAAGAAUUUCAGUAACACCAAAAAUUAUCUGCCUCCAGAAAUGAAAUCGUUUUUCACUCCUGGAAAACCUAAAACAACCAAUGUUCUAGGAGCUGUUAAUAAGCCACUUUCAUCAGCUGGCAAGCAAUCUCAGACAAAGUCAUCACGAAUGGAAACUGUAAGCAAUGCAAGCAGCAGCUCAAAUCCAAGCUCUCCUGGAAGAAUAAAAGGGAGGCUUGAUAGCUCUGAAAUGGAUCACAGUGAAAAUGAAGAUUACACAAUGUCUUCACCUUUGCCAGGAAAAAAAAGUGACAAGAGAGACGACUCUGAUCUUGUAAGGUCUGAAUUGGACAAACCUAGAAGCCGGAAAAAAACACCUGUUACAGAUUCAGAAGAAAAAUUAGGUAUGGAUGACCUCACCAAGUUGGUACAGGAGCAGAAACCUAAAGGUAGUCAGCGUGGACGGAAGAGAGGCCAUACGGCUUCAGAAUCAGAUGAACAGCAGUGGCCUGAAGAAAAGAGGCUCAAAGAAGAUAUAUUAGAAAAUGAAGAUGAACAGAACAGUCCACCAAAGAAAGGUAAAAGAGGCCGACCGCCGAAACCUCUUGGUGGAGGUACAGCAAAGGAAGAGCCAACAAUGAAAACGUCUAAAAAAGGAACCAAAAAAAAAUCUGGACCUUCAGCACCAGAAGAAGAGGAAGAAGAAGAAAGACAAAGUGGAAAUACAGAACAGAAGUCAAAGAGCAAACAACACCGAACAUCAAGGAGAACACAACAGAGCAGAGCAGAAUCUCCUGAAACUAGUGCAGUUGAAUCCACACAAUCCACACCACAGAAAGGACGAGGAAGACCAUCAAAAACGCCAUCACCAUCACAACCAAAAAAAAAUGUCCGUGUAGGACGCUCCAAACAAGCAGCUACUAAAGAAAAUGAUUCAAGUGAAGAAGUAGAUGUGUUUCAGGGUAGCUCUCCUGUCAAUGAUGAUAUUCCACAGGAAGAAACAGAGGAAGAGGAAGUUUCUACAGUAAAUGUACGGCGGCGAAGUUCUAAAAGAGAAAGGCGAUGAACAAAUGUAAUUAAUAACUUUCUAUGUGAAAGCUUUGAGAAGAAGCAUUUUUUUGUCAAGCUUGAGGCUAAGUAAAGCCUUUGAGAUGCACAAAGCGGGACUGCCAGAGAGUGGACAGUUGGAACUUCCUUUGAUGACCUCAUGUGUUUUGUGGUCACAGCGCUUUAGCCAUACGCGUGGUGAUAACAUUGACUAUGGAGUCUUGUGGAAGUGUGAUGUCCGAUGGCUAUGUAGACAUAAACUAAAGAAGAAACUUGUAAAUAUAUUUUUUCUCUUUUUACUUUCUCUUUCUUUGUUUUUCUUUGUUUUUCUUUGUUUCUUUGUUUCUUUCUCUCUCUCUUUCUUUCUUUUUUCUUUCUUUCUUUCUUUCUUUUUUCUUCUUUCUUUCUUUAAUGUUUCUGACUUCUAAAGUGCUUGUAUAGCUUUUAUCUGCGGCUUUAAACUGACAGUACCCAACUGUUUAUUGGAUCUAUUGAUUUGGAAAGAGUUUGUUAGGAUAGAUCUUAAGCAGUAGUCUGUCAGUGUUAGUAUUUGUAUUCUCUGCAAUUUUACUGUGAAAAAUUUUUUUCAACAAAUGGUGUCAUUUUCUUGAUGUCAUUGUUUGUUGGAGAGUUAAAUCGUCUCUUUCCCUUGUGUAUCUUACCUAGUGUUUACUCCUAGGCACCCUUAAUCUUCAGAGGUGCUAUACUGUCUGCCAUUACACCUGAAUGGUGCCUCCAGUGGGAGGACACCAUGCAAAUUGUGAAAUAAUCCUGAAGUUUGAUUAUUUUACACCUCAGUAUUGGUCUCAGAAUUUUCUGGCCUUUCAUGGCAAUGAAAAUUUUAAGAAAAGAGAGAUUUAAAAUAUUUUAAUUUUAAAGAGUGUGUUAUAAAAUAAUGUACUGAAUUCUUUAUCCCAUUUUAUCAUCAUCCCUUUUCAGUUUUUAUUAAUCUACUGUAUCAAUAAAAUUCUGUAAUUUGAAUUAGUUUUUAAUAGUCUAGAAUGUUAUUGUGUAUAGAUAUUUCCUCUUGAACAUUAUGUUCAGAAGAUGCAAAUUAUUACACUAUAAUAUAAAAUCUGAUAUAUACACAUAGAAGAGUUCCAGUUCUCCAUAACAGUGUAAAGUUAAUCAGAAAGAAAAAAUUUUAUUGAUGCAGUGUGUCUUUAUAAAGCUGUUCUUGAAAGCAAGUGUUUUGUAUUUUAUAGUGAGUUGCAUGUUUAUGAAAAAGUGCUGAAAAUGGGAUGUGCUCUUUUCUGUAAAUUCAUAUUUAGCCAUAGUAUAUGAUAGAUUGCCCCAUAACAUAGUUUUUCAUCAAGAGUUUAUUAUUGUACUUUAUUUUGGAGCCAAAAACUUGUUCUUGGGCAGGGGGGACAGGGUGGGAGUGAUAUAUCCAACUAUCUGAGCUACUUACUGUAGGUAUCACAAUCUUAUAAAUUUUGAAUGAAAUUCCACUUCAUCUAGAUUGGGAGAAGUGGAAGUUUAUUUGGAUUUAGAGCAGUUCUUUUUUUUUUUUAUCAUCGUAAUCUGCAAAAUAUAAAACAAAUUACUUAAGUCAGUAUCCUUUAUACAGUUUUGGAAACUGUAUUUUGAACCAAAACAUAAAAGUUACUUAAUGCUUGCCUAAAUUCAUUGUAGUAUUUCAGGUGCUGUUCUUUUGUUUUUUCCACAGUUAACAUCGGAAAAGAAAAUCAUAUCCUAACUUAUUAAAUUUAUUACAUUGAAUAAUGGAGCAUUUUCAUAUAAUACACCAUUAUGUUUAAGGUAUAUUUCCAAGAUUGGUUAUAAUAGAUGGGGGAUAUAAUAAAGAAACUAUUUUGGAAAAUGACAUUUUACUAUUUUCCAAUGUAUAUCACAAUUGAUGUGAUUAUUUUUCUUUUAAAGAUUUCUUCAUGUUUAUGAAACGGCCUUUUAUUUUUAAAAAAAGUGUUUUGAAUUGUGUCUUAAUCUCUCAAUAUUUAACUAUUGUUCAUUUCCAACAGUACUGACACCAGUGAUUAUGGGAGGCUGCUGUAUACAAGGCAGCUAAUGUUAGACCAAGAUGCAUUGGUUUUUAACUGUUCCAUGAGCUCAGUUCUCCCAAACACGCUAUUUGUAUCUCAGCAGUACAAAGGCAUGUUUUUAAAUCUAUAAAAUAAAGAAUAAGGGAUAGCUUUGUAUUUUUGUCGUUGACUAAAUUGCACCGGAAAUGUUUAUGGAAGUAUAUCUUUAAGACCAUUUUAUAAAACAUAAUGAAAACAUGAUUGUGGAGGAUUUUUAUUUGCAUGAUCAUAGUUAACCAAAUUUCAUUGCACAUUAAUUCUGUACAUCAGUUCACAAAAAAAUGUUCAUUGUAGAUUUUGUUUAAUGCCAAUAAGUCUGUGAUUUAACAACUUGUCUGUUCACUUUUUGGGAGGAUUAUGAUGUAAAUUUUCCAUUUUUCUGUAGAAAAAUAGGUGCAAUAAUGAUCAAAGUUUUGAUGUCCUGAGUCUUCAUCGUAGGGGAUUAUUUUAUUAUGUUUAAACUUAACAUUUCAUAUGCUAACAUUUGGAGAGCCACAUACUAUAUAACUAAAGUAAAAUUAAGUAUGUAUACAACAGUAAUUGCUAACAGUGGUUAGCAAAGUCUUCAGUGAUAAUGUUCGUUUUGAAAAAUAUGUACUGUAUAAAAUUAAGGAAAUAUUUAACUCACUGUAACAAGUUCCAUUAUGAAAAUCUUAUGAGUCUUCAGUGAGGUUAUCUUGCUGCACUCUGUAGCAAGUUCAUUUAAUCUACAUUAUAAUAAGAUUUCUUGCUGCAGUGCAACAGGAAGCUUUUUUUCAGUGAUCUCCACUGUAUAUGUAAAUUACAAAUGUGGCUGUAAAACUUGUUCCAGGUAUUAAAGGUUACAUUACUUUCUGUAUCUUCGUACAACUUGUAAGUUUGAUUUUUCAGAUUUCCUUUUGCCCACUUGAAGAUUGUCAGGAAUUUAAGAAUUUGUUUAACUUAGGUAUAUCUCCCCUACCACAUAGUAUUAUGUCACCAUAAUGAACAAUUGGUAUUUAGAUAGAUAACCAAUUUCAGACACAUUUUUGGAUUUUCUGUGAAGUUGAAUAAACAUGAAAGCUAAUAUGUAAUUGUAUUAUUUUAUUUAUGUGAAUUAAUAUAUAUAUAUUUAAAUAUGUUUACUAAAUGAAGAAAGGCACGUUUUGAUGAUUUUUGAUUUUGGAGCCUUUGUUGCAUGAAAAGGAAAUGUAUUUCCCAGUAACAUUUUUUCAAGCUUUUUGUUUAAACUUAUGUAAAAUUUUGGCUAACAGAGAUUGCUAAGUACUAUUUAAGUUAAAGGAUUGCAUAAACUGAAGAAAAUAAAUGUAUCCUAUAAACUUUAAAAGUAAGCACUGAGAAUAUAAGUUGCUAGUGGCACUUUUAUUCAUUUGUUCAGCAAAUACUUAUUGAGUGCUUACUAUGUGUUAGGCUAGUUACAGAGAAUAAAGUGUGAUCGAGAUAGGUAAGUCCCUGCCCUUGCAGAGCUUACGUUCUCCACAAGGGGGUGGGGGAAUAAGGAAACAAUAAUUAAAUAUAUAAUAUAAAUGUCAGAUUGUGAGAAGUGUGGUGAAAAGAAAAGGAAAAGCAAGAUAGACAGUAGAAAUGAUUGGAGGAGAAACUAUUUUGUAUAUUUUGGAGCUAUGUUACUUAGCACAUAAACUAUCAGGUUAUUAUCCUGUUAUUAUAAAAGUUACACUUUUAUAAUUAUAAAACAUCACUUGAUAUCUGUACAAAUACUUCAUGCCUACUUUGUCUGAUAUUAAUAUAGGCAUACUGGUUUUGUUUUGUUUGCAUGACAAACCUUUUUCUGUCCUUUUA
Molecule: messenger RNA, 8330 nt
Organism: Zalophus californianus (California sea lion)
Lineage: Eukaryota; Metazoa; Chordata; Mammalia; Carnivora; Otariidae
Gene: PDS5B
Product: PDS5 cohesin associated factor B
Exons: 36
Coding region: 137-4531 (1464 amino acids)
Biological process (GO): mitotic sister chromatid cohesion; DNA repair
Cellular component (GO): nucleus; chromatin
Source: RefSeq, a predicted model, not a curated record